Cygnus atratus (black swan) is the source of this 360-nucleotide messenger RNA. Its product is annotated as apovitellenin-1. The record is from RefSeq and is a predicted model, not a curated record. Gene Ontology annotation, cellular component: chylomicron. Gene Ontology annotation, biological process: lipid metabolic process. Gene Ontology annotation, molecular function: enzyme inhibitor activity. Bases 1 to 324 code for a protein of 107 amino acids. NCBI's taxonomy places the organism in Eukaryota, Metazoa, Chordata, Aves, Anseriformes, Anatidae. The transcript is spliced from 2 exons.
AUGUGGGGGAAGACAUCAGAGAGACUGGAGAAACCUCAUGCCUUUUUUGCCUCCUCCUUCUCAGAAGUGCACUCAAAGUCCAUCUUUGAGAGGGACCGUCGUGACUGGUUGGUCAUCCCCGAUGCAAUUGCAGCUUACAUCUAUGAAACUGUGAACAAGAUGUCCCCUAGAGUUGGUCAGUUCUUGGCGGAUGCUGCCCAGACUCCAGUAGUUGUUGGGACCAGGACUUUCCUCAUCAGAGAAACGACCAAACUCAGUUUACUGGCUGAACAGCUGAUGGAAAAAAUAAAGAACCUGUGGUAUACAAAAGUGCUAGGCUACUAGUCAGAAGAAGUCAGUGUUUCCUGAUGUGAGUUGGUA